AUGAGACUCUGUAAUCAUACCCCGACAGGCCCAUCACAUCCCGAGAGUUGGUUCUAUUGUUCCCCCCUCCCGAAUGGCAACACCUUGCGACACGUAUUUCAAAUCGCCGGUAUCAUUUGCUCGAGUUGCCUUUCCGCUUUUCCAGCCCCUCCAAUAAGUCUACCUACCCACCUACCUUAUGGUAUAGGAAUGCCGGUACAGUCGCGUCGUACUAUACGAUAA
Colletotrichum abscissum is the source of this 222-nucleotide messenger RNA. RefSeq lists its product as uncharacterized. Bases 1 to 222 code for a protein of 73 amino acids. Lineage: Eukaryota; Fungi; Ascomycota; Sordariomycetes; Glomerellales; Glomerellaceae. The transcript has a single exon. The record is from RefSeq and is a predicted model, not a curated record.